AUGAUAUCGUAUUCAGGCUGCAGCUUGCUGCUGCUGUCGGUGGCUUUCGUGGGCGCUUCUUUCGCGGAGAUGGUCUUCCGUUGCCCGAGUUGCACCGCCGAACGUCAGGCUGCGUGCCCGAAGCUCACCGAGACCUGUGCAGAGAUAGUGCGCGAACCGGGCUGCGGUUGUUGCCCGGUGUGCGCCCGGCAAGAGGGCGAGUUAUGCGGCGUGUACACCCCGAGAUGCUCCAGUGGGCUCCGGUGUUACCCGAAGCCGGACUCCGAUCUGCCUCUCGAGCAGCUGGUCCAGGGGCUGGGGCUGUGCGGACACAAAGUGGUCACCGAGCCCACGGGGAGCCAGGAGCACCGGGAGCAAUUUAGCGGGGAGGUGGUGGACCUCCUGGACACAGGCCUGACAGAGAUCCCCCCGGUGAGGAAGGCCACUAAGGACAACCCAUGGCUGGGGCCCAAGGAGAACGCUAUGCGCCAGCACCGACAGGAGAUGAAGACCAAGAUGAAGAGUAACAAGCCGGAGGACCCCAAAACUCCCCGCGGCAAGCAGGUUCAGUGUCAGCAGGAGCUGGACCAGGUGCUGGAGAGAAUAUCUAAGAUGCCCUUCAGAGAUAACCGAGGCCCACUGGAAGACCUGUAUGCCCUGCACAUCCCCAACUGUGACAAGAGGGGGCAGUAUAACCUCAAACAGUGUAAGAUGUCUCUGCACGGCCAGAGGGGGGAGUGCUGGUGCGUCAACCCACACACCGGUCGGCCCAUCCCAUCAGCACCGACCGUGAGGGGAGACCCAAACUGCAACCAGUACCUUAGAGGACCAGAGAUGGACACCCUCGCCUCAGCCCAGAAAU
This is a messenger RNA of Salmo salar (Atlantic salmon), 841 nucleotides long. It is a transcript of the gene igfbp-2a, whose product is annotated as IGF binding protein 2. Lineage: Eukaryota; Metazoa; Chordata; Actinopteri; Salmoniformes; Salmonidae. Gene Ontology annotation, molecular function: insulin-like growth factor I binding; insulin-like growth factor II binding. The record is from RefSeq and is marked provisional. Gene Ontology annotation, biological process: regulation of insulin-like growth factor receptor signaling pathway. Gene Ontology annotation, cellular component: extracellular region.